AUGCGGUGUUUGGAUGAACUAGUUGUCGCAUGUGACCAUCAUGUAGCUGCUGGAUCUUUAUCCUGGGGUGGCUGUCCCAUGGGCCUUCCCCAGGGGAGCUUUUCCGAGGAAGGAAAGAUCCGCUACGAAGUCCCGCUCGACCUCGACCUCCCUUCCGCGGGCAUCAGUCAGCCGCUGUACGAGGUGGUCCUCAGCCCGCAGGCCGCCGGCGAGCCCUUCUCCUUCAGCGUGGUCAGGGGCGAGACGGGGAGCCUGCUCCUGGACACGCGCAUCGGCGGCCUCACUUUCUCCGACCAGUUCCUGAGUCUGACGGCGCUGCUGGCGAGCAAGAACAUCUACGGCUUGGGGGAGAACACGCACUCCUCCUUCAAGCACGACCUCAGGAAGAAGACGUGGCCCAUCUUCGCGAGGGACCAGGGGCCCGCAGUGGAUGAGGGGGAACUCAACCUAUACGGCGCGCAUCCUUACUUCCAGUGCGUGGAAAAUGACGGCAAUGCAUACGGGCUUCUGCUUCUUAAUAGUAAUGCUAUGGAAAUACCGCUACUUCAUUACAAUCAACACCGCUCCUUCAUUACGAGUCUCCACAUCCUCAUCUCCCUCUCUCCUGCAUCACCACCAACGUCAUCACCUAUCAUCACGACCUCAGAGAUUGCCAAGCACAUCACCACCAACCAUAUGACCACCACACUCAUUAUCACCACCACCAUCACACCAGUAUCACCACCAGCCACAUCACCACCACCACACUUAUUGUCCCCAUCAACAUCACAUCAAUAUGGUUACGGCUCCUUGGAAGAACUACAGGCAGCCGUUAACAGGACGAGGGACGCGGGAAUACCUCACGACGUGCAGUAUGGCGACAUCGACUAUAUGGACCGUCGGUUGGACUUCACAUACGACCAAGUUAAUUACGAAGGUUUUCCUGAGUAUGUCCUCGAAGCCAAAGAAAACGGGCUCAGGUUUAUUGUUAUUCUGGAUCCUGCGAUAAACGCGGAGCUGGAUCCAUCCGACUACCCGCCGCACAAGAACGCCCUGGCUGCCGGCGCGUACGUCGAGUGGGGCGCAGAAACGGACCCCGCCCACGUCACGGAGAAUAAUGGCGGCGGGGAACUCGGAAGGGUUAUGUUGGGUUAUGUGUGGCCAGACAACCGCACCGCCUUCCCCAGCUUCUUCAAGGACUCGGCCAAGGACUGGUGGAUCAGCGAGAUUGAAUCCUUUUACAACACGAUCCGAUUCGAUGGACUUUGGAUUGACAUGAACGAGCCGGCCAACUUCGGCACGAACGAGGAGCGUCCGUGGAACUGGCCUGAGGAGUGGGGGCCCUGGAGCCUCACCUGCCCCCCCUCCCCCUGGGACGACCCCCCCUACGUCACCAAAGCGGCGUCCCUCGGGCCUUCCUACGCCAUGGCAGACAAGACACUGUGUCUGGCGGCCACGGAAGGGGCUCACAGGCACUACGACGUCCACAAUCUGUACGGUUGGGCGCAGGCGGAACCCACGCUCAGGGCUGCCCGCCAGAGCACGGGCAAGCGGAGCCUCGUCAUUUCCCGCUCGACCUUCCCCGGGAGCGGUCGCUGGGCGGGCCACUGGCUGGGCGACAACCGCUCCAUUUGGCCCGAUAUGCACCACUCCAUCAUAGGAAUGCUGGAAUUCAACCUCUUCGGCAUCCCGUACAUCGGCGCGGAUAUAUGCGGCUUCUUCGGGAACACCACCGAGGAGCUGUGUGAGCGGUGGAUGGAACUCGGCGCCUUCUACCCCUUCAGCAGGAACCACAACCAGAUCGAUGCUGUGGAUCAGGACCCGGGCUUGUGGGACAGUGUUGCCAAAUCAUCGAAAAAGGCUUUGGAAAUCCGAUAUCGUCUCCUGCCUUAUCUGUACACACUGUUCUAUUAUGCACACACCUCUGGGAACACUGUGGUCAGGCCUCUCAUGCACGAAUUUCCCCACGACCGCCACACGCUAUCCAUCGACGACCAGUUCCUGUGGGGAGGCGGCCUCCUCAUCUCGCCCGUGCUCGCGGAGGGGCAGACGUCGCGCUCGCUCUACCUGCCCUUCGACGCCUGGUAUGACUACUACACGGGUCAAGCGGAGGAGCGUCCUGGCGAGCGAGUGACGUCACCGGCCCCUCGUGACGUCAUCCCCCUGCACAUCCGGGGCGGUCACAUCCUCCCGACGCAGCGGCCCGCCCUCAACACACAACAAAGCCGCAUCCAGCCCAUGGGCGUGAUCGUGGCCAUCGGUCUGGACAGGAGGGCGAAGGGGGACCUCUUCUGGGACGACGGCGAGGGCGCGCAGACCAUCCAGACCAAGGAGUUCGGUCUCGUUCGCUUCGAGUUCGUGCAGGACGCCCUCACCUCCACCGUCGUCCAGAACGUGAAGGGAAGCCUCGGCGGCCUGAAGCUCCAAGACUUCGAAUUCCUCGGGGUCGAACAGAGGCCGAAGCACGUGGCCCUCGACGGCUCCGAGCUCCCCGAUGCCUCCUGGUCCUACGACGCCGGGAAGAGGAAGCUUCUGGUGAGCGCGGAGGUCGACCUCAACACGGCCUUCACGAUGGUGCUCGGGGAUAUCUGGCGGUAUAAGGUUGAUAUGGAGUGAUA
Messenger RNA from Penaeus indicus, 2597 nucleotides. RefSeq names its product maltase-glucoamylase-like. Gene Ontology annotation, molecular function: alpha-1,4-glucosidase activity; carbohydrate binding. The coding region runs from base 1 to 2595 and encodes 864 amino acids. The record is from RefSeq and is a predicted model, not a curated record. The transcript is spliced from 18 exons. Lineage: Eukaryota; Metazoa; Arthropoda; Malacostraca; Decapoda; Penaeidae. Gene Ontology annotation, biological process: carbohydrate metabolic process.